Messenger RNA from Polyodon spathula (Mississippi paddlefish), 3623 nucleotides. RefSeq names its product E3 ubiquitin-protein ligase UHRF1-like. NCBI's taxonomy places the organism in Eukaryota, Metazoa, Chordata, Actinopteri, Acipenseriformes, Polyodontidae. The record is from RefSeq and is a predicted model, not a curated record. The coding region runs from base 108 to 2468 and encodes 786 amino acids. Gene Ontology annotation, molecular function: ubiquitin protein ligase activity; protein binding. Gene Ontology annotation, biological process: negative regulation of gene expression via chromosomal CpG island methylation. The transcript has 17 exons.
GAAUCUCAUUGAUUUCGAGCAGCGCCAGUUUUAGAUCGGAUUUUUACGGGAAACCGUGUGGAAGUGUUUUAUUUGUGAAUACCUGGAGGCGUUUAAAACAAGGAAACAUGUGGAUCCAGGUGCGUACUAUGGAUGGGAAGGAGACCCACCGGAUCGACUCCCUUUCUAAGCUGACCAAGGUUGACGAUCUCCGGCUCAAGAUCGCGGAAUUGUUUAAAGUGGAGCCCGAGAGGCAAAGGCUUUUUUACAGGGGCAAGCAGAUGGAAGACAGCCACACCAUCUUCGACUACAAUGUGGGAUUGAACGAUAUCGUCCAGCUCCUGGUCCGACAGGCUGUCCCUAACUGCCCCCCAGCUGUUCCGAAGGAGGCGGAGCUCUCUGAUACUGAUUCUGGCUGUGGCUCCGCCCAGAGCGAGUCGGACAAGAACUCCAAUAACGGGGAGGAGGUGGAAGGCCAGGCUGGCACCUCUGCGCAGUCUGAUCCUGUAGAGCCUGCAUUCGGCUGCUACAAGAUUAACGAGUUUGUGGACGCCUGUGACCUGAAUAUGGGAGCCUGGUUUGAAGCUCAGAUUCUCAAUGUGACUAAAGAACCCAAGAGUUCAAGCGAGUCUGGAGAGGAUAAAAGCGAUUCUGCAAAGCCCAGCAAAGAGGAGACCGUGGUUAUGUAUCACGUCAAAUAUGAAGAUUAUCCAGAGAAUGGUGUUGUGAAGCUGACUGGGAAGGAUGUCCGCCCCCGUGCCAGGACAGUGUACCAGUGGCACCAACUAGAAGUGGGCAUGGUAGUUAUGGUGAACUUCAACCCUGAUGAACCCAAGGAGAGGGGUUUUUGGUACGAUGCAGAAAUCCAGAGGAAGAGAGAAACACGCACCGGACGUGAAAUAUAUGGCAAGAUAUUGCUUGGAGAUGCUGGUGAUUCUCUAAAUGACUGUAAGAUCAUGUUUGUGAAUGAAAUCUACAAAAUUGAAGAGCCAGGAAGUGCAGAGGGUGCUGCUUUGGAGAGCCCCAUGAAAAGAUCAAACGGCCCAGAGUGUAAGCACUGCAAGGAUGACCCAAAGAAGAACUGCCGCAUGUGUAACUGCCAUGUGUGUGGGGUGAAGCAGGAUCCAGACAAACAGCUUCUGUGUGAUGAGUGUGACCAGGCCUUCCAUAUGUACUGUCUCGACCCUCCCCUAACCUCCAUCCCAGAUGAUGAGGACUGGUACUGCCCGAGCUGUAGGAAUGAUGCAAGUGAAGUAGUUUUAGCUGGAGAGAAGCUGAAGGAGAGCAAGAAGAAAUCUAAGAUGGCUUCUGCAAACUCAUCCACCCAGAGAGACUGGGGCAAGGGCAUGGCUUGUGUUGGUCGUACAAAGCAGUGCACCAUUGUACCUUCAAAUCACUAUGGACCAAUCCCUGGAGUUCCUGUGGGGACACAGUGGAAGUUUAGGGUGCAGGUCAGUGAGUCGGGAGUGCAUAGGCCGCAUGUUGCAGGUAUUCAUGGAAGGAGCAACGAUGGAGCCUACUCGCUGGUUUUGGCUGGGGGAUAUGAAGAUGAUGUGGAUGCCGGCAAUGAAUUCACCUAUACAGGAUCUGGAGGCCGUGAUCUGUCUGGAAACAAGCGUACAGCUGAACAGUCUUGUGACCAGAAACUCACAAAUAUGAACAGAGCUUUGGCUUCAAACUGCAACGCUGCUUUGAAUGACAAGGAUGGAGCCGAAGCCAAGGACUGGAAAGCAGGGAAGCCAGUCCGUGUGGUCAGGUCCUCUAAGGGACGCAAGCACAGCAAGUACAGCCCAGAGGAUGGCAACAGAUACGAUGGCAUCUACAAGAUUGUGAAGUACUGGCCAGAGAAAGGAAAGUCUGGCUUCUUGGUCUGGAGGUAUUUAUUAAAGCGACAUGAUGAUGAGCCAGCCCCAUGGACCAGAGAUGGGAAGGAGAGGAUAAAGAAGCUGGGGCUUACUAUGCAGUACCCAGAAGGCUACUUGGAGGCUCAGGCUGCCAAGGAGAAGGAAAAAGAAAACAAAAAGGAAGAUGAGGAGGAGGAGGAGGUGGAGACUCCCAGCAAAGGCAAAAGAAAGAGAAAAUCUCAAAUAGAUAAGGAGACUUCUUCCCCAGUUAAAAGCACACCCAAAAAGAUGAAAGUGGAGGCAUAUAAACUGACAAAGGAGCAGAAAGGGCUUAUUAAGGAGGAUGAGCUCAACAAGAAAGUUUGGGAUGAGGCUCUGACCUCACUCAAAGAAGGACCGAAAUUCCUGAAUAAAGUGGAAGAGGUAUUCCUGUGUAUCUGCUGCCAGGAAGUGGUUUUUCAACCAGUCACAACAGAGUGCCAGCAUAACGUCUGCAGGGAAUGUUUACAGCGCUCGUUCAAGGCCGACGUCUACACAUGUCCUGCUUGCCGGCAUGAUCUGGGCAAGAACUACAGCAUGACUGUCAACAAACCACUGCAAAGCCUUUUGAACCAGUUCUUUCCAGGAUACAGCAGUGGCCGGUGACAACUUCUCCACUCUGUCAUAGAAAUGACAAAGGGGGAGGGGGGGAGAUUUUAUGAACUGAAAUAACGAUUGGAAUUUUCAAACUAAAACUACACACCUUCAGUACCUUCAUGUUGGUGUGUGUCAAGUAUAUAGUUGUGAAAUGCAGCUGCUUUUUCUCUCUCCUUCCUUCCCAAGAUUUGUUUCCUUCAUUCAGAAUGUAAAUAUGUUGCAGUUUAACUUUGUGGACAGUGGUUACAGAUGUUUAGUGUUACUUUAUUUGCAAACUUGCUUAAUAAAUGGGUGUCUGUGAAAGGGGGCACAGUAGAGGUGAAAAGUCAUUGCAGCAGGGGAUAGUGUGCAGGAACAAAAAUACAAAACGCACAAUGACAACCUUGUUGCUCAGUCACUGCAACACAAUUUGUACAUUAGUUUUUAUAGGAACUCAAUAGCAGCCAGGUUGCAGUGAUUUCAAAAGUAAAGUUUUGGAAUGCUACCUCAAGCAGCCCUUCCUGUUAUCUCUGGGCAAACUUAGAAUGGAAGUCUAUUCUAGCUUGCGAUAUAUAAAAAAGCAAUAUAAAAAAAAAAAAAAAAAAAAAAAAAAAAAACCUUUGUGAAGCCCUUAAGUGCCUUUUUAUAAGAGAUGUGCCCCCCAUUCUAGUACUGAAUUGUUCAUUUAAACCUGCUUUUAUGAGAAGAGGGUGUUUAUAGCUCUGCUAGUUACUUGCAUUGUUUUGGUUUUGCAGUGACUCCUCACUUGAGUUUUUUUGCCCUUUGGUGUCUUGUAUACAUUGCAUCUUGGUAUCAUUUUUUUAUUUAAUGUAAUAGUCAUGGUGCAACAACGUGUGCCUCUUCUGUUUUACCAUCAGAGCCAGUGUAAAAAUAUACUUUUUGUGCUGAAAUGUACAUUUUGCAAAAUAAAAUGGGUAACUAAGUUGUGCUCAGUUUCUUUUCUUCUGUAAGUCAGUAACAUUUGCAAUUGUAUACCUCGACACAUCCAUUCAGCAUACUGGACAGUGUAUAUGCGUAGUGCUUGUGUUGGCAAAUCGUUGACUAAUUGUUGUUUUAAGUUUUUUUUUUUUUUGUUUGCCAAUUCCUACUCUCAAUGUGCAAGGUUCUGAAUUAUGAAAUAGUUUAUUUGAUUUGGACUUUCACUUACAGCGACAUGUAUUUGAC